This is a messenger RNA of Diorhabda sublineata, 2377 nucleotides long. Its product is annotated as E3 ubiquitin-protein ligase UHRF1-like. The transcript is spliced from 10 exons. NCBI's taxonomy places the organism in Eukaryota, Metazoa, Arthropoda, Insecta, Coleoptera, Chrysomelidae. The record is from RefSeq and is a predicted model, not a curated record. Gene Ontology annotation, biological process: protein ubiquitination; negative regulation of gene expression via chromosomal CpG island methylation. Gene Ontology annotation, molecular function: ubiquitin protein ligase activity; protein binding. Bases 70 to 2259 code for a protein of 729 amino acids.
AUCGUUUCUAUUAGUUCCCGCCCAGUGUGACAGAAUUACCGGUAAGAGUACAAUUAAUCUAUAGUUAAAAUGUAUAUUAAAGUAAGAAAAGACGGCGAUGCAAAUCAAGAAUGGAUCGUAGAAAUAUCAAAAAAAGAUUCAGUCCUUACAAUUCAUAACAAACUUGAAAAAUUAACUGGAUUUAAGACCGAAGAGCAAACUUUACUUUUUAAAGGAAAAACUUUAGAAUUCAAUGUGCCAAUAUUAGAUUAUCAAAUCGAAAACAACAAUGUCGUUCAAAUGUUCAUCAAAUCUCCAAAAAGAAAUGAAUCAAAACCAGUAGAAAUUAGUUAUAACAAUAUCGACGAAGACUUCAUCGAUAUUGAGAGUCAGUAUUACAAAGUUGGUGAUUUCAUUGAUGUAAUGAUACAAGAUGAUGGAAGCUGGUAUGAAGCUCAUUUAACUAAAAUAUUUAUUAGAAAUGAAGGUUCAAGUAGUAGUAUCAACAAUGUUGUUGAUGAAAAGGAUUUAACAUUUAGAGUCAAAAGUGCAUCUCAUAUUGUUCCUGGAUUUGAAACUGAUGCAAACUUCAAGGAUAUUAGACCUAGGUCUUACUAUAUUUAUAAGUUAAAUGAAUUAUCUCCAGAAAUGAUAGUUUUGGCAAAUUACAAUAUGGAAGAAAAAAAAUCUAGAGGUCUUUGGUACAAUUUUAAAAUUGACAAAGUUAGUAGGACUAAUGUAAUAGGAACUGUACUGCUUGGUGGAGACAAAGCACCACUUGAAAAUUGUACUCUUCAUUUCAUUAAUGAAAUAAUGAGAAUUGAGGAACCAGUUUUAUUAAGUCAAAUUACCAAAAAAGAAAAAACAUCUCCUCAUACUGAAAAAACUAAAAGAAAGUACCCUUAUCGUUGUGUAAGCUGUAAAGAUAAUGAGAAGAUGAAAUGUCGAAAUUGUGGCUGUAAAAUAUGUCAUGGCAAGGAAAAUUGGGAAAGUAUUAUACUAUGUGAUGAAUGUGAUGAUGAAUAUCACAUAUAUUGUCUAAAACCUCCCUUAACUGAAGUUCCAUCUGAAGACUGGUAUUGUCCCUCUUGCAAAGUUGAUGAUUCGAAAAUUGUUAAAAGAGGUGAAAAAGUAAAAUUGAGUAAAAAACGUGCUAAUAUGGCUAGUAAAACCACAACGUGCACAAGAGAUUGGGGUAGAGGAAUGGCUUGCGCUGGCAGAACAAAACAAUGCACAGUUGUACCGAAGGAUCACUUUGGACCAAUUCCAGGUGUGGAUGUUGGAACAAGAUGGAGAUUUCGCAUUCAAGUGUCUGAAGCAGGUGUCCACCGCCCACACGUUAGUGGGAUACAUGGUUCAGGGAAUAAAGGAGCUACUUCAAUAGUUUUGAGUGGAGGAUAUGCAGACGAUUUGGAUAAUGGGAACGAAUUCAUUUAUUCAGGAAGUGGAGGGAGAGACUUAUCGGGCAAUAAAAGGAUAAAUAUUCAAACUUCUGAUCAAGAAUUAACUCGUGCUAAUAAAGCACUGGCAUUAAAUUGUAAUGCUCCAUUCAAUGAAAAAGGGGCUGAAGCAAAAGAUUGGAGAAAAGGCCUACCAUUAAGAGUAGUAAGAAGUUAUAAAGGUAAAGAACUUUCAAAAUAUUGUCCAGAUGAAGGAUUACGUUACGAUGGUAUAUAUAAAGUGGUUAAAUAUUACCCAGAUAAAAACGAAUCUGGUUUAAUUGUUUAUAAAUAUGUGAUUAGAAGAGACGAUCCUAAUCCUGCGCCUUGGGAAACUGGGGGACAGGAAUUGGACGUUAUUUAUCCUGAAGGAUAUUUAGAAGCGCAAGCAUUAAAAGAGAAAGGUAAAGAACUAAAAACUGGGAAAGGAGUAAAACGCAAAACAAAUACUACCGUUUUAACUGAUCUUUCAAAUGUGAAAAAAAAAUCGAAAAAAUCAUAUGAAUUACCUGAUGAAAUUGAAGAGUUGAUAAAAAAUGAUGUUCAAAAUGCAAAAUUGUGGUUGGAAUGUAAAGAAGAACAGAAAAACGGCAAACCAGAUUAUCUAGCAAAAGUCGAAGAAGUCUUUAAAUGUAUUUGCUGCCAAGAAAUUGUCUAUGAGCCUAUCACAACUGAAUGCAAACAUAAUUUCUGCCAGGAAUGUUUGAAGAGAGCUUUUAAGUUGGAACUCUAUACAUGUCCUUGCUGUAGGUUCGACUUAGGAAAAGAUUAUAAACUUAUAGUCAAUUUGAAUCUGAGUAAAGCUUUAAAAUUGUUAUUUCCAGGAUACGGAAGCAGAUAGUAUUUUUUUAGUUGUAAUGUUUCUUUUUUAAGCAGAGACUUGUAUUUUUUUAAUGUAAUGUUUUCGUUUGUAAACAAAAGACUUUUUUUAAUUAAAAUAAUCAUUUUAACAAAACAAA